AUGAUUUUAGAAUAAAUUAAAGACUAUCCUAUAUUUCAAUCAUUUCUAUAUGUUUUGGGACUAUUGGUAUUCCUUAAAUUAUUGAAUGCUCUAACUUUCGUAUGGAAAUUGAUACGUCCAAGCACUAAUCUGUCGAGGUAUGGAAUUGGGUCGUGGAUUUUAAUAACUGGGGCAUCGGAUGGAAUAGGAAAGCAAUUGGCAAUUCAAAUUUCAUAGAAAGGGUUCAAGAUAAUUCUGGUAGCUCGCAACAGAUAGAAGUUGGAGACAGUAUCAAAAUAACUAAAUACUGAAUCGCUAAUCAUUGUGGCAGACUUUUCCUAAUCAAAAGAUAAAAAUAUAUUUGAUCAAAUUAUGAAUUAGGUUGGAGAAAGGGAUGUAAGUGUAUUAGUUAACAAUGUUGGAGUUGAUGUACUAAAUAAAUUCCAUUUGCAUUCAGAUGAAGAGAUUUAUAACACAAUAACAGUCAAUUGCUUCCCAAUUACUCUUCUUUGCAAGAGAUUUAUCCCUAGAUUUUUGAAAAGAUAUCAACAUAAAUCAGCUAUUGUUAAUGUAACAUCUUUAGCUGGAAAGAUCCCAACCCCAUAUUUCAAUGUAUACAGUGCUACAAAAGCAUUCGGAGAGUUCUUAACCACUACACUUGGUGCUGAAUACCCAGAAUUGGAAGUUUUUUCUUUAAGUCCAGGUGAAGUCUCGACCAACUUGACCUAAAAUAGACAACCAAGUUUCCUUACAAUUUCAGCUUUCGAUUGCGCUAAUGGUUUGAUAAAGAGGAUGGGGUAAAACACAAGUGGCCAUUGGAAUCAUGAAAUAUAGGCAGCAUUUCAAAAACUGGUUCCUUCUUGCUUCUAUAAUUUUGUCUUGGUCAAGGUUCAAAUAUUAUUGAUAUACUGUAGAUUCUGGCACCAAAAUGGCUUAAGGAAAGAUCAUAACACUAGAAUGAUAAAAAAAUUAAUUGAC
Molecule: messenger RNA, 957 nt
Organism: Paramecium octaurelia
Lineage: Eukaryota; Ciliophora; Oligohymenophorea; Peniculida; Parameciidae
Source: the annotation of a GenBank genome assembly